AUGGCUUCUUCAUCCCGACCAUCACUGUCGCUCCGGCGGCAGUCCUCCAUCCGGAACCUGAGACAACCCGAACAUGACGACUUGACUCAGUCGUUGAAGCAACUCAACAUCUCCACUUCGCCCGGCCGAGCUCCGUCCCGCCUUGCCUCCGAACCUGCCUCUCCCUUCCGUCCAUCGGGCCGCCGUAUUUCGCAGUCACCAGCACCAAAUGCUCGAGCACCUUCACGAAGCCCCUCCCAGGACCCCUCCUUGGGCACAUCUACCCUCCUACGGAAAGCCUCCAUGAACUCAUUGCGCUCUUCUAAUGGAAUUGGGCCUGGUUCAACUUCAAGACGUUCAAGCGUGGCACAUGUCAUGUCACCAACACGCAGGGCAUCAUAUCAAGAAAAGAUUCGACCAACACCUCGCUCCAUUGCACACGACAACUUGAAAGCUGAGCUGAGGGUGCAUCAUAGCUCUAUCACCACCCGUCCGACACAAACGAUUGUAGUGCUGAACGACGCUGUCUACGGUCAUCGUUUCUCCCGACCCCGAACUUCUCGUGCCGCUCUUGGUAAUAUUGUUGAACGUCCGGAGCGGAUAAGGGCUGCAGUAUUAGGUGUUUCCGCAGCCUACGUACGCUUGGGUGGUAGGCAUUGUGAAGGUGAAUAUCCACUUCACCCAGGAAGGGAGGCAGAGCAUCUUCAAGGGGUCCCUUUCCGGAUACACAAGACGGAUCGCAGUCUUUCUCUACUUUCACCAGCCGUAGUCAAUGUGCAUGGAGCAAAAUGGAUGGAGGAGCUCAAGAUGAUGUGCGAGGCGGCCGAAUUGAAGCUUGCACUGGGCGGAAAAGAACUCCAAAGGCCUGAAAUGAGCCGGGGGGCUGAUAAGCCUCCUGAGAAAUUUCACGAAGGUGACUUGUACCUCUGCUCAGAGUCCCUCAAUGCUAUGGAAGGCGCUCUGGGAGCUGUUUGUGAAGCCAUUGACUCAGUCUUUGGUUCGGGUCCGCGCCGCGCCUUUAUAGGCGUUCGACCCCCGGGCCAUCAUUGUUCUGCUUCUUAUCCUUCCGGUUUCUGCUGGGUCAAUAAUGUUCACGUUGGUAUCAUGCAUGCAGCUCUCGAGCACGGACUCACUCAUGCAGCCAUUAUCGACUUCGACCUUCACCACGGUGAUGGAUCUCAGUCUAUUACAUGGCAGCACAAUAAUCGAGCGAAGAAUGCCGCCAAGAAUGCAGCAGCAUGGAAAAAGUCGUCGAUCGGCUACUUCAGCUUACACGACAUCAACUCGUAUCCGUGCGAAAUGGGCGAUGAAGAAAAGGUUAGGAGCGCCAGUAUCUGUAUCGACAACGCACACGGCCAAACGGUUUGGAACGUUCAUCUCGAACCAUGGAAGUCAGAAGAGGAUUUUUGGAAACUCUACGAAACAAGAUAUACCGUCCUUUUGGAUAAGGUCAGAAACUACUUCAAGAACCAGGCAGAGCGAUUGAGAGAAUCAAAAGAACCGCCAAAGGCUGCAAUUUUCCUGUCUGCUGGGUUUGAUGCCAGCGAGUGGGAGGGUGAGGGCAUGCAACGCCACAAGGUCAACGUUCCGACCGAAUUUUAUGCGCGUAUUGCUCAAGAUGUCGUCAAGCUCGCAGCUGAAGAAGGCCUCCAUGUUGACGGUCGCGUUAUCAGUGUAUUGGAAGGUGGCUACAGUGAUCGAGCUCUAUGUUCUGGCAUUAUGAGUCACCUCAGCGGACUAGCUGGUGAUCAGACAAGCGAACAAUCAUCAGACAGCGCCGGCUCUUUUGGAGUCGAGAUAGGUCAAACGUCACCAAAAGGAGUAUCACAUGGUGUUGAGCAAAAGUCAGCCUUGGAUUCCAUCCAUGCUUACGACCCUUCAUGGUGGUCGGCUUCAAACAUGGAGGAACUUGAGGUUCUAAUGGGCGAUCCAAAUGCUGCUGCUUCCAAAUACCCGCAAUACGUCACUCUUCCAUCCUACUUUGCUCCUACUCAGGCGUCAACUGCUAAGUCCACAGACCCUACGAAGAUGCAGCGCAGCUUGUCCAAGUUAGGCUCGACCAUGCCCAGACUUCCAUCGCCGCCGCCUCCAGAAGUUCCCUGGGCGGUUGCAACGCAUGAACUAAGCAAACUCCUUAUUCCCUCCUCACGCGAAACCGGUAGCUGCCAACCUGAGGAUCUGAACGCAGAAGCAAGCCGGGCCAGACGUGACCGGCAAUCGAUAUUGAUGGGAGUCGAUCCUAACCCUCCACCCCCUGCCACUGCUUCACGCCCAACAUCGCGUAUGUCUCUGCGUGAGAGACGGACCAAGCUAGUACCACCCCCUGAGCCAACCAUUGACAAGUCAUCCAAAGGUCGCAGAAGGACGAUGGGCACUACUACUGUAGCUUCAGAAAAGGCAAGUCGAAUGAUAUCAUGUAGUGAAUUCAAGCUAACCCCCUCGAAGCCGGUUGCUCGUGAUGUUCCCUCACGAACAAACAGUGUUGAGCCAGGAGUGAGGAGGUCUAGUCGGCGUCUUAGCGAGAUCCCGGUACCUCUCACUUCACGGUUAUCUUCUCCUGAAGCAGCCCUGCCCGAAGCUGCUGAAUAUGCUCAAACGUUGCCCGAUUCCCCCGCAGCUGCAACGGCAGCUCCUAGCAGCAACUUGCAAGUCAAGAAGACACGGCUCCCCGCGGCUCCCCGCAAAGAGCCUGCGCCAAAAGCACCUCGGGCUACUAAGAAAGCUACCACAGCAGCCGGCCCUUCUGGUCCUACUACUGCCGCCCAAAAAGCCAAGUCACCGGAGCGAGCUUCAAAGAAUGGCACAACGGGUGAUGACGUGGACAACAUCACUUCGGGGAUGAGGAAGAUUCGUAUCAACUUGAUCACUCAGUCCCAAAAGGCUGCCAAAGCGCGUGCUCGCCUUGAGGCUGAGAAAGCCAACGGCAACGUCCCUGCUAUCGGCCAGGCUCAGCCUGUCGAAACGCCAUCUACUGCUGCGCAUCCAUCAGCAGCCCAGUCCCACGACCCAAGCACGGUCGUUGUGUCUACCAAGACUUAUAACCACUCUCCCACGCAAUCAUUGCCAGUCAACCCUACACCACCCGCCACUACUUCAUCUAGUGGCAUUGCAACUCCUUUGCAGGAGCAAGAUCCUUUCAAGCCUGCUGGGUAUGUUUCCCAGUUAGCCUCUCCUCCACUGAGUUCGCCGCCCAUUCCCUCAGUUUCUGUCCAGCCUAGCGCAGAAACAGACGAUGUUUUUAUCCCCUAUCAGCCUGAAGGCCCUGCACCCAAACCUGUCGCUCAGAACGAGCCAUUGCAAUGGCUCCCUCCUAACGUGCCGGCUUCUUCUACGCAAACACCUGCUGCGACACCCAGCCCAGUCAAGAAGACCAACCUCUUUCAGUAUACUUCUUCUUCUGGGAUUCCUUUUGCGCCCCGCUCGGGACAUCGGGCACGGGGUGCCGCUACUACUGAGGCCGCGGGGUCCGAGGUAAAGCAGGAGGCCGACCUCCCAUACCCUACUAGGGAGAUCCCUGAAAAACCUCGACCCUAA
Molecule: messenger RNA, 3513 nt
Organism: Fusarium venenatum
Lineage: Eukaryota; Fungi; Ascomycota; Sordariomycetes; Hypocreales; Nectriaceae
Cellular component (GO): nucleus
Molecular function (GO): histone deacetylase activity
Source: RefSeq, a predicted model, not a curated record